AUGGCCGGGAAAGCUGACAAAAAGCAAGCAGCCAACAACACUAAAAUACUAAAAUCAUUAAAGCUAGCCUAUUCAAUCGGUUUCAUACCUACGUUACUAGCACGGUAUAAUUUGAUAUCCACCUUUAUCUUUAAUAUAUUGCCUAUUUUAUCCUUAUAUGUUUUGGUCAAACAAGCAACACCACAAUACGAAAAUAAUGGUAGGAGUAAUAAAUUGAUCCACCCCGGUUCUUUGGAUUUAGGCACCGGUGAUGGAUUACAAGAAUAUAUGAUCGAUAUCAUAUACCUAUCUAUAUUAGGAAAUAUUGGGUUGUUAAUUUUUAAAAGCAAUAAAUUGUGGCUUUUAUUAAUGGUCAUUGUUUCAGGUUACGUUGGUUAUAAGCUGUUCCAAUUGAAGCAAAAGUAUAUGCCAUCAAAAAAAUCUAAUAUAGUACCUAGUAAUAAUGGUGAUACUACCCCAGAUACAAAUCAAACAAAAUCCAAGAGACAAAUUAAAUUGGAAAAAAGGGCUGGAAAAGCUAAUAAUAGAUUUAAGCCUGCUCAUUAA
Molecule: messenger RNA, 546 nt
Organism: Saccharomycodes ludwigii
Lineage: Eukaryota; Fungi; Ascomycota; Saccharomycetes; Saccharomycodales; Saccharomycodaceae
Gene: SND2
Product: Snd2p
Exons: 1
Coding region: 1-546 (181 amino acids)
Biological process (GO): vacuolar protein processing
Cellular component (GO): intracellular membrane-bounded organelle
Source: RefSeq, a predicted model, not a curated record